GUCUUGAUAGAGAAGACAGAGAGACAGGAAAGGAUUGAUAGAGACAGAGACACAGGACAGGCUUGGUAGAUGAGACAGAGAGACAGGAAAGGAUUGAUAGAGGAGACAGAGACAGGACAGACUUGGUGCAGGGAGCUGCUUCUUGGUCAUUCAUUAUCCUGACAGCCCCUGGUGAUGCAGCUAUUGUAAUGUAAAUUGGAGCACCUGUUUCUCUGUGUGAGAGUGUUCAGUGGCUGUUUACUCCAGCUCUCUCUCUCUCGCUCUCUCUGUACGUUUGCCACUCACUUUACACUGAGCUCUCAGACACACAGUUGUUCAGUCUUCCUGCUGUACUACAGGCUCCAAGGAUAUAGUCUCCACCACGAAACUUUGUGGAUCCUUUUUUUGCACAGAGGAUGUCACAAGCAGGGGACUCUACCUGACUUCAGGAGGUCUCUCUCUCUCUCUCUCUCUCUCCUGUGUGGAACAUGAAAGCUGGGUUGAUUGCAUUCGGCCUGGACUGACGGAACUUGCCCACUGGUUGCCCUGGAGACGCCCCUUCUCUUCUAAUUCAUGAGCCAGCAGGAAGUGGCAGUCACUGCGCUUUCAGAACGGCUCCUCCUAGCAGCGCACAAAGGCCAGGCGGACAAUGUGGUGCAGCUUAUUAACAAGGGCGCCAAGGUAGCAGUAACCAAGUACGGACGUACCCCGCUGCACCUGGCUGCCUACAAGGGCCACAUCGAAGUGGUGCGCAUUCUCCUGAAGGCAGGCUGUGAUCUGGACAUCCAGGAUGAUAGUGACCAGACAGCCCUGCAUCGUGCAGCAGUAGUGGGGAACACUGAUGUCAUCUCGGCUCUGCUCCAGGAGGGGUGUGCUGUGGAUCGACAGGACAAGGAUGGUAGCACUGCUUUGCAUGAAGUUUCUUGGCAUGGAUUCAGUCAGUCUGUCAAACUGCUGGUCAAGGCAGGGGCAAAUAUUCAUGCAAAGAAUAAGGCUGGGAACACAGCUCUGCACCUGGCCUGUCAGAAUGGCCAUUCCCAGAGCUGCAGGCUGCUGCUUCUGGGCGGAUCCAGGCCAGACACCAAGAACAGUGUGGGUGAGACAUGUUUGCAUGUUGCCGCCCGCUACAAUCAUGUGGCCAUAAUUACAAUACUCCUCGGUGCUUUUUGUUCUGUUAGUGACAAAAAUCAGGCAGGGGACACACCGCUCCAUAUUGCUGCAUCUCUAAACCACAAGAAAACAGCAAGGCUUCUACUGGAAGCAGGGACAGAUUCAACCACUUUAAACAAUGCAGGUCUGACUCCCCUGGAUCUGGCCAGAGAACAGAACAGACCUGAAGUGGCCUUGCUCCUCACUAAAGCUCCGCAGGUCCAGAGCUUCAGCCGAGGCAGAAGUGUGAGGAAGAGAAGAGACAAGUUAAAAGAAGAGCGUCGGGCGCAGUCUGUGCCCAGGGAUGAGAUGUUACCCACGAAGGGGAGUGUGGCAGGUGACACCCACAGCAGUGACCACCCGCCAUGCAGAAGAGGAGACCGCAAGAACAAGCCCCGCUCCACCACACCUGAGCCCCGAACAAAGAAGGAUAAAAAAAAAAAGCAGAAGGAGAAGGGACUUCCUAAAAACACAGAGAAUAACAACCAAGUGCAGCUUCCCUCUGCAUUGUCAGAGCCCACCCCCAGGAAUGACACCCAACACCGUGAGACCAAUCAGAGGAAGAGAAACAAACGGAAUGGCCCCUCCCUGCAGCCCCCUCACAGUUAUAAGGCUUACCAGCUUUACACACUGUACAGGGGGAAGGAUGGGAAGAUCAUGCAGGCCCCAAUAAACGGCUGUCGCUGCGAACCUCUAAUUAAUAAACUGGAAAACCAGCUGGAAGCCACCAAAGAAGAGUUAAAGUCUGAGAUUCAGACUGUCCAGCAACACAUGAACAGCAAACUGGGGCAGCUAGAUCACAAGAACAAACUGCAGUUAAAGGUAAUGGAUAAGAUGACCUUGGAAAGAAUAUCUGCAGAAAGAACAGAGUGUCUCCAUCGCAUUGACCAGCGGGCUGUGCUGGAGAAGCUGGAAGGGGAAAAGAAACAGGUGUCUGUGGUCAAUGAUUUGAAAAACUGGUGUCUGUCUAAGAUCCAGAACAUUGAGGUGCGACUUUCUGGAGAUUCCACAAAUUCAAAACCCAAGUCCUCUGCUUUUGAGGCCCUUACUGAGAGCCACACCACCGAGAGUGACCUGAGCUCUUGGGACAACGGCCUCAGUAGGGCUGCCUCCCUCCCAUCUGGAGAGGCCCAGCAGCACAGCCUGGCCAAUGAGGGCUCAGGGAAACAGUACUUUGUGGUUCAGCAAGACAGCCCACCAGAUGUGAAACAGCAGCCCCUGCUGAUGGAGUUCCCCACACCCGUUUCAAGCACGCCUACAGCUACUUCUCCCAGAGUCGUUCGGCCCAAAGAGCGGACAUUUGCCUCUGCUGUCUCCAGCUGGACACAAACGGAACUGCAAGAGACAAAGACCCCAGCUUCUCAACCCAGACAAGUGCAGAUAAAGGCUUCAGAGAGCUUCUGCGCAGGAACGAGCAGCCUGUCUCCGCCUACUGAGCGUCGCAGCAGCAGACAGGGGCAAGACGGGGGGAGACAUCCGAGGAAACACUCCCAAGGAAGGAUCGACCUUCCCAAGCCCAAGCAAAGCCAGGCCAGGCCUCCAGAACUCCCUGCCCCCCAGCAGGAGCGGGACACCCUGCACGCUCUGGAGAUCACACAGUACUUCUUUGAGGCCGUCGCCAUGCAGAUGGAGAAGUGGUACGAGCGGAAGAUCGAGGAGGCUCGCUCCCAGUGUGAGCAGAAAGCCCAGCAGGACAGAGCAGCUCUACAGGAGCGAGUCCUCUGUCUGGAGGAGGAGCUCCAAAUGUUACGGACUAACAUGCACAAGGAGAGCUAGCAGAGGGACAGGGGGCGUGUGCAUGACUAGUCCGUUCCACAAAAACACAAUUACAGUAUAGGAAUUAAUUGUCCUAUUUGGAAAGAAAAAAAUUGUAAUAUAUUCCAAAAGUUUACAUUACUAGCCCAUGAUGAAAAAAUGUGUUGGCUGCUUUGGAGAAUGUAAAGAUGCAACACAGUCAAUAAAAUCUGCUUUCUAGAGUGCAGACUAAUCUAUGGAUAAUGCAGUGAGUAGAUACCAAGCAGUGGUGUAUGAUUGUUAGGAGACUGCAGGUUUCAUUACUGGUUAAUGGAUCUCAGGUGGCGCUGGAUUCAACAUUCAGUCUAAAUGGGCAGCCGGAAACAAUUUGUUAAUCUAAAAUAUGCAACAAACUAAAAUAAUAUGAACCCAGAAAGAAUACAUUGGUUUACAUUCAAUUAUUGUAUUUUUUUAACAAUUUAAUGUUGGUUGUUGACAUAGACAACUGAUAGACAACGUUGUUGUGUUUUUAUAGAUGAGCUUUUUUAAAAACAAGGUUUUAAACACCUUCUACUAACAGGAAUAAAUGCACAAAAGGUUUGAUAAGGUUUUUAUAUAAAUAUUUGUUUUACUGGCAACCAACGUGUGUUUUUUUGUUUUGUUUUUUUUCAAUAGUUUUUAUACAGUGCUAUUCAAAAACUUGAACACUUUUAACAUACCAAGCAUAACAUAACAUUGCCUAAACCCAUUGAAAAACACAAACUGAAGAGCAGAUGAACAAUCAUUGUGUCUCUAAAAUAGAAAGUCUGAGGCGGUUUUAAAAAAUUAAUUGGAAUU
This is a messenger RNA of Polyodon spathula (Mississippi paddlefish), 3699 nucleotides long. RefSeq names its product ankyrin repeat domain-containing protein 6-like. Lineage: Eukaryota; Metazoa; Chordata; Actinopteri; Acipenseriformes; Polyodontidae. The record is from RefSeq and is a predicted model, not a curated record. The transcript is spliced from 16 exons. Gene Ontology annotation, molecular function: protein binding. The coding region runs from base 553 to 2904 and encodes 783 amino acids.